GUUACCGCAGGGUGGAGGUAGAGGCUAGUUGAGUUACCACAGGGGGGAGAUAGAGGCUAGUUGUGCUUCUACAUUAAGUGCCAAGGUGUACAGUAGGGUCUGGGGUUAGAGAAUGUGCAUUGGUGCAGGGUCCAUGUCAGCAAAUGUUCUAUAUUCAGACCUCUGGUGAUAACAUGUCCUAUAGCUGCCAUUCUCAGAAUCAUUUCAACCUGGACGAUGACCACCACGCAGUCAUCCAACAAUAUAGAAAUCAGAAUAGUGGGGCUUACUUAUUUCAACCUGUUCAGAACACAAAACACAUAUUACCAGAUGAGAGAAACAAUAGACAGUCACACAGUCCUGGACAAAGAGAGGAGGCAUAUUGUGCGCUUUUACAGUAGAGCUGCAUUGAGCAGGUGAUACUGGAACUAUCCUGGGGGGUGUACCGUAGGUGUGGUGGAUAGAUUAUGCUUUACAUAGGGAGAGACUGUUCCAGACUGGCAAAAACCCUAGAGAUGCAGAGAGAGCUGGAGGGAGAGAGAGAGGGGUGGUGGGGUGCAGAACACACCCAGAGCCAGUGAACAGAAUUUUUCAUAACCAGGGGUGACUGGUGUGUCUGUGUUCCAGAGUGUAGAAGAAUAUAAUAGAGAAAGAUCAGGAGCUGAGAGAACACCCCCUGGUGUUGGUAGUGUUGAUGUCACUAUAGGAGGAGCUCUCUGGACAGGAGCUCUCUGUCCACUCACACCCAGUCCAACCCUGGUCUUCUCCUCUUCCUUUCCUCCUCAACUCCUCUGGGAUUGACCUGACCCCUAUUCCUCUCAUCUCCCAUUUCUAUAAUUUCUUCCUCCUGUCCUCCGUGUGGAGCAGUGCCACAGAGCCAUGCACCCCCAGCGUCCUCUCCCCCAGGCCAUGCCCUCCUCCCUCGGGCAGAACCUGCGUGACAUGGCCAUGGGCCUAGGCAGAGGGAAGAACUUCCUUGGUGGAAACAUUGCCUACGGCUUCAUCCAGUCCCUCAAGGAGUGCCUCUACUUCGUACUCUGCUGCUGGUGCAUCAAGGAGAUACUGGACUGACUGACUGAGACACCACGAGAGGGAGAGAGGGGCACGAGGCUAAGAUGUUAAACACAGCAUGUGAAGCAGUUGCCCAUGAUGCAGUUCUGUAUUCCUGUCUGGAGGCUUGGGAAACUGAUGUGCUGCCUUGUGUAUCAGAGGAUCUCUGUCAUUCUCGGAUCCUGAGUCAGUCGGUCUGGAGACCUGCAGUGUGUGUGUGUGUGUGUGCGUGUGAAGCAUCGUCUUAACACCAAUCUGCUGAUCCUAGACCUGUGGAGAAACCAAACCUGUGAGGCAAUGGACAUGGCUUUUGAUGCUGCUUAGGUCACAUUUAAUUCCAAGUUUUUAAAAUUUCUGUACAGUCUUAAUAUGCAAGGAAUAAACAAUGUAAUAUCUGAUUUUGUUUGUGUGUGCCAACCAGAGUCAGGUGG
Oncorhynchus mykiss (rainbow trout) is the source of this 1460-nucleotide messenger RNA. RefSeq names its product lens epithelial cell protein LEP503-like. Lineage: Eukaryota; Metazoa; Chordata; Actinopteri; Salmoniformes; Salmonidae. Gene Ontology annotation, biological process: multicellular organism development. The record is from RefSeq and is a predicted model, not a curated record.